Messenger RNA from Choloepus didactylus (southern two-toed sloth), 1899 nucleotides. RefSeq names its product transmembrane protein 102-like. NCBI's taxonomy places the organism in Eukaryota, Metazoa, Chordata, Mammalia, Pilosa, Megalonychidae. The record is from RefSeq and is a predicted model, not a curated record.
AUGAGAGAUGAGAGCAGUGUGCUGUGGUUGUUUGGGGACACCCAGGCAGCCCCAUCCCUGACACUGGCCACCGACAGGACUCACGUGGCUUCCACGGUCUGGGGGGGGGGUGCCACAUUGUGGGGCCCACCACCCCUGACCCCAGCCCAGCCGCUCAUGGACAUCGACUUCUGCUCUGGGGCGCAGCUUCAGGAACUGACCCAGCUGAUCCAGGAGCUGGGGGUGCAGGAGAGCUGGAGUAACGGGCCCAAGCCGGGACCAGACGUCCUCCGGGCCAAGGACUUUGUUUUCUCUUUGUUUAGCCUGGUUCACGGUUGGGACCCCCGUUUUCCUCCCAUGGCAGAGCUCUUGCUGCUGCAUGGUGGGAUUCACGAGGGCUCCCUGGAUCUGGGACCUGCACCACUGGGUCCCUAUGCCCGGGGUCCUCACUACGAUGCCGGCUUCACGCUCCUGGUGCCGGUAUUUUUGCUGGACGGCACUGGGCCGGAGCUGCAACUGGACCUAGAAUCCUGUUACGCAUGGAUCCGCCUCCCAGAGCUGCAGCGCGGAUCCUUGGUCCGGGAGGCCUGGCAGGAUUGCCUAGGACCUGCGGUCCCAGGAGGACGUGUCCAUCAGACCGAGAAGGAAGGAAGUCUCAAGAACCCAGAAAGCUCCCCGGACCAGCGGCACAAUAACCUCAGUGAGCCUGAGCCUCAUGUGAUUUCGGAAAAAUCAAGUACGUUGAGGAAACUGGGUGGUGACGUCAGCAAGCCAGCUGUCGAAUGCCGGGGCCCGCAGCUGUCCGAGGCGUGGGAGGCGUGGCCCACGCUGUGCCCCGCCCAAGUUGCUGCCUGGUUCUUUGCCGCGUUGGCCGCGGUCGCCGAGACCCUGAUUCCGGUCCCAGGCUCUCCGCGCCUGGUGCACGCAGCCCGCCACGCAGGGUUCACCACCGUUCUCUUGGCCACUCCGGGUCCCCCGCGCCGCCUACUGCUCUUCGACCUGAUCCCCGUGGUGUCCGUGGCCGGCUGGCCCGAGAGGGCUCGGAGCCACUCGUGGGCAGGCCCGCUAGCUCCCGGGCCGGCCUCCUUCUACCUGGUGCCCGGCGGCAGCACGGAGCGAUCCGGCGCCUGCGGCUGGCAGCUCUGCUUCGCCCGCCAGGAGCUGGCGCUCAAGACGCGCAUACCCGAGCCGCUGCUGCAGGCGCAGGCCGCGGCCCAGGCGCUGCUGCGCCCGCUGGUGGCGGGGACCCGGGCCGCGGCGCCCUACCUGCUGCGGAUGUUGCUCUACUGGGCGUGCGAGCGGCUGCCCGCGCUCUACCUGGCGCGGCCGGAGAACGCGGGCGCCUGCUGCCUCGGGCUGCUGGACGAGCUGAGCCGCGUGCUCGAGGCUGGGGCGUUGCCCCACUAUUUUCUGAGGGGCCGAAAGCUCCGUGCGGGGGACUCCGCCGCCGCUCUGCUCCCGGGGUUGGCCCGGCUCCGUGGGGACCCAGCCGGGGCUCUGCGUGCCGCGGUGGAGGAGGCCAAGGCUGCGCGCAAGGGGGGCGGCUUGGCGGACGUGGGGGGCGGGACCCAUUAAAGAUGUUGCUCCUGCCCGCGUGGAAAGUGCUUCUUCUGGGGAGCGGGACGUGGAGGGCACUGCCCGCGCGCCUCUCCUGGGAGACAAACGGAGGACCCCGUUCUACAAGGCCUCCUGGGGGGUUCCUCCCCGUAUCCCCGCUCCGGGUCUUCCCGUUCCGGCCUUUUCACUCUCCAAAUGUGAAGCCAGCGCCGUUUCCGCCCCAGGGCAGCCUCCCGCCAUACCGUUUCCCCUAAUUCUUUUGGUCUUUUCUCUUACAAGUCUAUAAAAAAGGGGGAGAUAUCUUUGCUGACAAAACGCAGAAACCAGGGGUUUGCAGCCUGGAGAAGAAGCAGUUUGGUUCAA